This is a messenger RNA of Mya arenaria, 3453 nucleotides long. RefSeq lists its product as uncharacterized. Gene Ontology annotation, molecular function: protein dimerization activity. The transcript has 3 exons. Lineage: Eukaryota; Metazoa; Mollusca; Bivalvia; Myida; Myidae. The record is from RefSeq and is a predicted model, not a curated record. The coding region runs from base 1674 to 2495 and encodes 273 amino acids.
UCUGAUCGAAUCCGACAUACGGUAAAAUUUUAUACUGUUCCAUGGUUUUGGAUAUGUUCAGUUAUCGUUGCUGUUACUGAUAGCCAAUGAAAGAGAGCGUUACUAAUCAAACCAAUCGUAUUGCAGCGUCCUUAUAACAACUUUGUGAUGGAAAGCAAAAUGUUGGCUGUCGAAUGAAAAUUUUAAUCGGGGUGUAAAAAUGGCAACCAUUAAUCCCAAUAACGUGUUGAAGAUAAAAGAGUGUGACAAAAACAUCAAAAAUAAGUUCAGCUUGAAAUGGUUUGAAAAAAUUGGUACUGUAAAUGUUGGUAAAAUUGAGACAAACGUGACCAUUGGGGAGGACUUCGUCAAAAUAGACAUUCCAGGCCAAGCAUCCUGCAAACUCGGUAACAAACAAAUUAAUUAUGGAAGUCGCGGAUUCAUUGCAUUAGAAGACCAUGCAAAGUCGACUAAGCACACUGAUUUGCUGAAGAGCAGUGUAUCCACCCAUAGAAUUGACACCAUGAUUAAACAAUACUCUGUCGAAGGCCCUUCCAAUGAAUCUGGCGGUCAGGGCUCAGAGACGACUCAGACACCACCAGUUGUUCCAAUGUGUGAUCGUAUCUCAAAUGCUGAGGCCACCGUACUUGCUGUUGUUGCAGAGCAUGGCAUGCCCUUGUCCUGUACUCCCACUCUGGUCAGCCUUGCAAAGACCCUAGCUCAAGAUUCAAAAGCCCUGUCCGAGAUCAAGUUGGAUCGUACAGCAGCUGCUUACAAAACAAAGUAUGGUCUUGCUGAGAGCUUCCAUCAAAAGCUAGUGGCCAAAUUAAGAAUAUGUCCAUUUUCUUUAAAUCUUGAUGAAGCAACAAGUUCAAACAAAAAAAAGUCUUAACUGUAUUGGCUUCAUUCUAUGAUACAGAGAUGUGCCACAUGAAAAUAGAACAUUUGCAGUCUGUUGAAAUAAAGAAAACAGAUUCAGAGACAAUUUAUAAUGCCAUUGUUAAGCUAGUGGAAGAGAAUGAAAUUCCAUGGGUGAACUUGACAUCUGUGCUCAUGGACUCGUGUAGUGUUAUGCGUGGGAGCAAAUCUAGUGUGGAAACUAGACUGCGGAGAGAAAAAGCGCCACAUCUGUUAGAUAUAGAUGGGGACUCAUGCCACCACAUGCACAACAGCUCCAAGAAACUCUGUGCUCCGUUUGAGUAUUACCUGGAGAGGAUGUUUAAUGACAUGCAUGCAGACUUUGUGUAUUGUUCUGAAUAUUCUGGAUUGCUUGCUAAAAUAUGUGACAUUUUAGGAGUGACCUUUAGCAAACCAGCAAGGUUUAUUCCACACAGAUGGCUUUCUUCAUAUGACCUUUCAGUGCAGACAACGCUGUUCUUUGAUGCCUACUUGGUGUUUUACUUCAGCUUUCUGAAAGGAGAGGACAGACAAACAUACAGAGACAUUGUCGAACAAGUUCUUAAGAACAAAAAUGUUAGCGCAUUUGGAAAGAAAAAGGUUAAAGCUAUCCAGGCAACUUUGUCUGCAAAAAAAUGACUGAAGAUGGGAAAACAAGGAAAAAAAGGGUCUGACUAAAAUAUUCAUGACGGUGAAAAAAACAGAGCUCCAGCUUUCUUUUUACAGAGAGGUUAUUCAGAUCAUGAAGGAGUAUGUCAUGGUAUUCCAGACUGCUGAUACUAUGAGUUCAUGAGUUCAUGACUUACAAGUCCUUUUUAGCAUGCUUUAUUAAGGCGGAGCAUAUUGCUACCCUUACUCCAAAAACAGCAAAGGACAUCAGUUUUGAAGAUGACACAAAGCUACUUAAGCUGCAGGAUUGUUUCGUUGGCUCCGAUGCAGACAGGGUGAAGAAAAGCUGUGAAAGAAAUGAUGUUGUAGUUUUUGCCUUCUUAAAAACUGUUAGGGAAGGCUACAUCCAGUGUGCAAAACAGAUGCAAAAGACACUGCCUCUAAACAACAAGGUACUAAAAUCUUUAGCUGACUUGCACCCUGUGAUGUCCAAGAAAUCAUUAGGCUCAAAACUGUUGAAACGGUUGGCACUGGACCACUUUGAGGACCUGCUUACAGACACUGAGAAAGAUGCAGUACCAAAGGAGCUGCUAAAAUACUCAGUUGACCAUACACUGGAUGGAUUCUCUGAUACAAGUGUCAUUGAUUGGUGGACCAAAGUGGCAGCUAAAAAGAGCUAUCCUGUUCUGUGCAAAGUAGCUGUUGCCAGACUCUCCAUCUUCCAUGGUCCAGCUGUUGAGUCCUCUUUUAACACACUUGGAGAUGUGAUAGAUAGCAAGGCAGCCAAUAUGGAAAUUUUGACAUACAGCUCCUACCACACAAUCAGCUAUGCCAUCAAAGCAGGAAAGUCAAUUGCAUUUAGUCUGUUCAAUAAGACAGAUUCAAACAACAACAAGUUGGUUGACAAACACAUAGAUCUGUGUAAACAUGUGCAUGGCUGCCAGUCGCUUCAAAAAAGUGCAAAAAGAAAGACAAGAACAGAAAGCAAAAAAACUAGACAAGAAACUUAAAUUUGUGAAAACUGAAAGAGGAAGUACACCAUGAAAACAAACAAAACUUUGAGAUUCAUGUCCAAAAAGAAGUGGCAAAGGCAAGGAAAAGGGUGAUGCAUGAAAAACUGAUGGACCUUGCUAAGAAGCAAAAAACAAAAUGAUUGGAAUGGCUUAUUUAAGUCUUUAGACAAGGAAUGUUGUUCACAUAUGUGUAAGUGAUACACUAUACAUUUAAGUGUCUUGUUUUCUAUAUGUAAUAGUUAACUGUUCUUAAUGUUUUGCAGUUGUUUACUAUAAAUGUGCUUUAUUAUGUAGUUUGCAUAUCACAAUAUUCUGUUUAAAACUUUCUAGACAGUGUUUAUAACAUAUAUUGACUUUUGUUAAUCAGUAAAUUAUUUCUAUUAUUUUUUCUUUACUACUUUGAUGAUGAUUGGAUGAACAUAUGUGAUGUCAUUGUUGGAUGUACUGAUCUAAUAUUUUCAAUUGUGUUCUGAUCAUUAUGUUAUUUAACCAUCAGUUAUUUCAAUGCUCAGAUAUGCAAUACUGGCAUGUUGUUCUCUUCAAUGUUUCUUUUAUGUUUUGUUUUCUUUGAAUGUAAAUAAACAUUUUUUAUAAUAAAAGUUUGAAUUUCCCUGAAAUGUUUAGUGCUUAAUCAGAAUUAUUUGAAACAAAACAUUUGUUUGAGGGAAUCUGAACCUUAAGAAGAUACAUGUGUAUGCAGCAUAAAUAUGCUUCUAUGAGUAUAUGAAAAAAAAUGAAGUAUUUAAAGAAAAAUGUGAAGUCAGUGUCAGACAACAACAGUAAAAUGACCCCCGGCAAUUUUUUUUCUUUUUUAUCAAACCUGUUGGCAUCCCUGUCUGAGAUAUGCAUACCAGUUUUAACCACCUCUGUGUCUGCGAUGCUGUUAUGCCCUAGACAGGAACGAAGUAGAAUUACAUGUAGAAUGUCUUCCACCAGAAUUCCAACCAAAACGCCU